Exophiala mesophila is the source of this 1841-nucleotide messenger RNA. RefSeq lists its product as uncharacterized. Bases 430 to 1563 code for a protein of 377 amino acids. The record is from RefSeq and is a predicted model, not a curated record. The transcript has 2 exons. Gene Ontology annotation, molecular function: alpha-1,6-mannosyltransferase activity. Lineage: Eukaryota; Fungi; Ascomycota; Eurotiomycetes; Chaetothyriales; Herpotrichiellaceae. Gene Ontology annotation, cellular component: mannan polymerase complex. Gene Ontology annotation, biological process: cell wall mannoprotein biosynthetic process; protein N-linked glycosylation.
CACUCUCACACCUUUGAACGUUCUCUCGCUCUCCCUACUCAUUCGAAACUCCCUUCGAAGCCUCGAGAAGUGCCGGACAAAGGGUCUGAGCUGUUCAGCCGGCCUCUGCGUGCGUGCGUGCGUGCGUACUGAGACUCCUGCCAUUCUUUGUUCACUUGCUUCUCACAGUCCCAAACCCGUCACCCACCCCCCAGGCUCAUCGACUCCACCACAUCAGAUUCCCUCAGGAUUCCCUCAGGCUUCCCUUGGGCUAGACAUCUCUGUACCACCCUCUCUCGCUUUUGAGACUAUUCCUCCCCUAUCAUCCCCGUCAUGCAUCAAACAGAUCGUCGUCAUCCCAGGUGACACUCGUUCUCUCUUCCAGCUGCGCUACACCACUCGACUCGACCGACGGCCAUCACAUACCCUGGUUGCAUGGCAUAAUCCGACAUGCGCCAACCUCGCACUACCAACAGGACUCACGUCUUGGGGGUUUUACUCUUUGUCGUCUUUAUUUAUUUCCUUUACAGCAUCAAUACGGUUCCAGUAACAGGGUCUCCUGAUCUCUUGCAAAGGACGGCUGAUGCGGCCGCCGACAAUCCCCUGUCUCCUCCUACCUCGGCUUUCCGCAAGCAGUCCAACUCACCAGGCUCCAAAGGUGUCCGGAGACCACCUCCUGUUGUCCAUUAUGAUCUCAACAAUCUCACAUCAUCGCCCAAUCCCCUUGCACGCAACGAAAAAGUUCUGAUUUUGACUCCUUUGGCACGCUUCUAUCCAGAGUACUGGUCCAACCUUCUUACCCUAACGUACCCUCACGAGCAUAUCAGUCUCGGAUUCAUCACCCCCAAGACAAAAGAAGGAGAUGUGGCCACAGCGGCUUUACAAGAAGCCAUUGGCAUCACACAGUCCGGCCCCAUCGAGCACCGCUUCCAGUCCAUCACAAUUCUUCGACAGGAUUUCGACCCUCCCUUGAAAUCCCAGGACGAAAAAGAACGUCACAAACUUGAACAUCAAAAGGGACGUCGAGCCGCCAUGGCUCUUGCACGAAACAGUCUCCUCUUCACCACCAUCGGUCCUCACACUUCAUGGGUUCUGUGGCUCGACGGGGACGUGGUGGAGACACGACCGACAUUGAUCCAGGACCUGACCCGCCACGACAAACCCAUCAUUGUUCCCAACUGUAUGCAACGCUUCAUCAACGAUCAAGGCGAGUCAGAGGUGAGACCAUACGACUUUAACUCGUGGCGAGACAGCAGUGUUGCACAAAACCUGGCAGCGUCAUUGGGACCCGAAGAUAUCAUCCUCGAGGGGUACGCCGAGAUGCCUACGUAUAGGUUACUCAUGGCAAAGGUUGCCAAGUUCCCGGGUGAACCAGAACAUGACGAAAGGAGAAUCAUGCCGUUGGAUGGGGUCGGUGGCACCGCCCUAAUGGUCAAGGCGGAUGUGCACCGAGAUGGAGCCAUGUUUCCUCCUUUUCCCUUCUAUCAUCUCAUCGAAACCGAGGGCUUUGCCAAAAUGGCCCGGCGCUUGAAUUAUGAAGCCUUUGGUCUACCGGAUUAUUUUGUGUACCAUUACAAUGAAUAAAACCCACUGUCCCAACAUCCAAGACAUGGAAACAUGCAAUGUAAUACGAAAAGUCUAAGACACAAUAACGGGGUAUGAUAAGUCAUGAAUAUUGUCGCAUGACUGCUGGGCAGUGAGCAAGAUGUCUAACAUCAUGACUGGGCACCACAUGGAGGUUCAAUUCAUUAGAUCGGCGUCAAGGGAAGUGGGAAGAUGUAACACAAUUGAGGACAAUGAAAUGCGAUGUGAACCAGUUCGGAAUAUUUGCUUGUCGUGUAACCAUGCUGCUUUUAGUUCAU